Messenger RNA from Hyla sarda, 3232 nucleotides. RefSeq names its product C4b-binding protein alpha chain-like. The record is from RefSeq and is a predicted model, not a curated record. The coding region runs from base 296 to 3076 and encodes 926 amino acids. Lineage: Eukaryota; Metazoa; Chordata; Amphibia; Anura; Hylidae. The transcript has 23 exons.
UUGUGACUGCAUGAACUUCAGCAAGAAAAUGAAAAGUUCUGGGAGAAGGUGAAGGAUCUGGAAAAAUGUUCCUGAUGCAGUAAUUUAUAUAUCUUUGAUACCAGAAUCAUUUCCUGAAAAAGACCUAAAGCAUUUGUGUGAAAUUGACCUCCCAUAACUCUGGCAAUACAGUUUUUAUAGUAACGAAGAGCAUUGGAAAUUUGUGAACCGAAAGCAAAGCAAAGAAGAGGAAACCAAAAUCACUGGCAUUAUAUACAUGUGAACCGACAUCUCCAGAGCACACAGUCUCUCAAAGAUGCAUUUAUUGGUAAUCAUUAGGAGUCAUUGCACACUCUUCUUGGUGUUGUAUGUGGCACACUUCAUACCUAGGAGUCAUGGCCAAGCUGCUUUAGAUUUCAUGGACAUGGAAAGCACUACACUUAGUCCUCCACAAGAGACUUCUGCACCAUGCAAAGGGGAUCGUGAUUGUGAAGCACUGACACAGGAGUUCGAUCCUGACACAAAAUUCACAGGUUUUUGCACUUCUCCUCCAUAUGUUCCAUUUGCAACACUGAAAGAUGAUUUUUUGGAACAAACUGUUUUCCCUAAGGAUUCCAUUGUAAGUUAUGAAUGCCAACCUGGCUAUGAACAUGUACCUGGAACCAAUAGAUUUGUAGCGUGUGUGGAUGACGGAAAGUGGUCUCCUCCUGAUACAUUUUGUAAACCAACUUUCUGUGGUCCUCCCCCACGACUUGAAUAUGGAAUACCCAGAGAAGAAUAUUUGGAAAAAACUGUAUUUCCUAAGGGUACUGAGAUUAAGUACGUUUGCCGACUUGGUUAUGUUCGUAUUCCUUCCAGUAGCUCAGUUGUAACAUGCAUGGCUGAUAGCACGUGGUCUUCACCAAGAACAUUUUGUAAACCUCGAUCCUGUGGUAACCCUGGAGAUGUGGAUAAUGGUAUGUUGCUGGCCGAAAGCUUUAACUUUGGCGCCAGAGUUACAUAUGCUUGUAAUGUUGGAUACAGGAUGACAUCAAGAAAAAAUUACAGAGAUUGUCAGGAAAAUGGAAGAUGGAGUAAUGAGCUCCCAGAAUGCAUAGCUGUGUCCUGUCCCUCACCAACUGAUAUUGUACUUGGGCAUUAUUAUCCGAAAAAAGCCGACUAUGCUUAUCUUGAUUCUGUUACAUAUAAAUGCAUGAGAAAUCUAGCACUUAUAGGUGAACAGACCAUUUCCUGUACAGAAGAAGGAAUUUGGAGUUCUAAUGCUCCAGAGUGCAAAGCUGUUCAGUGUCCUAAUCCAUAUGUGGAAAACACGACAUAUUUACGAUCUAGGGGCCCAUACACUAUGAAUUCGGUUGUAAGACUUAGCUGCACACAUCAAUACAAAUUGAUUGGAUCUGAUAUAGUGACAUGUAAUCAGAAUAGUGAAUGGGAACCUGAGCUGCCAAAGUGUGUUGGUAUUUGUAGGUCUGUUCCUAAGAUCCCAUUUGCGGAACUUGUUGAACCUACUACUGAGGAAUCUUUUCUCGAAGGCACAACAUUGAAGUUCAGAUGUAUGCAAGGCUAUGAACUUGUUUCUGUUGAAGUGACUACAGUCACAUGUUCAAGGUUGCAAUGGUCGUAUCCUGAUAGGUUCUGUAAACCAAUAACAUGUGUAGAACCAGAACCUGUGCCUUAUGGAAAAAUGUCUGGUUCAUUCUCAUAUAAAGAUCGUAUACAGUAUACUUGUGAAACAGGGUACAUUAUAAAACACAACUACAGAACAUGUCAGUCAGAUCGAUCCUGGAGUUUGCCUAUUCCUGAAUGUGAAGUUCAAACCUGUGCUACCCCUGAAUAUGUAAAUCAUGGUUGGUUUGGUCCUGAAAAGGAAAAAUACCUUUACAAUGAUACUAUAACUUAUGGCUGUCAUGAAGGAUUUCAGCUUGUUGGUCAGGCUUCGACUACCUGUGGCCAUGAUGGAAGAUGGAAUUAUCAGAGACCAGUGUGCAGAGGAAUUUGUGAUAACCCACCUGACCUUCCUUAUGCUCAACUGGAUUCCAGAUUUAAAAAACAAACAACAUUCUUUGCUGGUGACAAAGUACAGUACAACUGUAGACCUGGAUAUAUUCCAAGUUACAUAUUCCCAUCUAGUAUAACUUGUUUGGGGAACUUCACAUGGUCAAAUAUAUAUCGUGAAUUCUGCAAUAGGACAUCUUGUGGAAGUCCUCGAAAGGUAGCAAAAGCCACAUUUGAAGCAAAAGACUUUCUAUUUGAAUCUGAAGCAAUUUAUAAAUGUGAAAAGGGAUUCAAAAUGGUUUCCGAAACUAAAUCUGUCAAAUGUGGAGCAAACGGAAGAUGGAGUGGUCCUUUGCCUAUUUGUGAAGUCCAAAAAUGUUCCCCACCUGAGGAUCUUAAAAACGGAUCAUAUAGCAUUAAGAAAGAUGAGUAUACUUACAAUGAGGCCGUGAUAUACAAGUGUAAUACAUCACAACUUGUUGGAAAAGCUUCAGUAAUCUGUACAGACGAAGGAAAAUGGUCAUCCGGAGCUCCACAGUGCAAAGCGGUCUGCACAUUUCCUCCUCAACUUUACUUUGCCGAAGUGGAAAAAGAGUUUAUCCAACAAGAGUUUUUUGACAUCGGAAAAAUUGUACAAUACAAAUGUCGUCCUGGGUUUGUACCUGUCACUGGCAAGAGUAAUAAAUUUACAUGCCUCAAUGACCUCAAAUGGUCACAGCAUGAGUUAUUUUGCACACGCAUAUCAUGUGGCAAUCCAGGAGAAAUAGAAUACGGUCAGAUGCAAUCUGAAAACUUUCUUUUUGGUUCAAGAGUCAACUAUACUUGUAAUCCAGGAUAUUCAAUCAUAACAAAAAGAAAUUACAGAGAAUGCCAAGCAGAUGGUACAUGGAGUGGCAAACCCCCAGUAUGCAAAGAACCUGUUUGUGAUCACAUCUGGGAACUGCAAGAAGAAGCUCGGAAAUGUACUUCAACUCCAGAUGAAUGGAUUAAAUAUCUGCAGGUGCAGUACCUCUACCUUCAGAUAGAGAACUUGAAGCUGGACAUUGAGAUUAAGAAGAGGCAACUGGAUUCAACUAUUCAAAGCAGUCCCUUAUUACAUAAGUAAAAACAAAGGAACAAAGGAUAAAAAAAAGUUUGUUUGUUCUUGCUUCUUUCUUUUAAAGAUGCCUGAAUGCUUUAAGAUGGUCAAAUAGUCCAUUUCUAACACUUGCUUACUUUAUAAGGAACAUAUAUAAAGCAUAAUAAAUGUGCCUUUAUUCAA